Molecule: messenger RNA, 2229 nt
Organism: Closterium sp. NIES-65
Lineage: Eukaryota; Viridiplantae; Streptophyta; Zygnematophyceae; Desmidiales; Closteriaceae
Source: the annotation of a GenBank genome assembly
AUGCCGAAGCCAGUGGCCUUGUUCUUCUACCCGCGUGGUGUGACAUCGGGGUGCGGCUUUGAGUUGGCCUUCAAAGUCAACUUCACGUUUUCUGUGAUGCUCCAGUCUGGUACUGCCGGGUCGAACGGCUUUGCAUUUGUGAUUGCAGCAAAGCCCAAGGUGGGGAAGGCUGGAGGUGUGGGGUAUCGUGGAGUGGGACCUCGGAGCCUGGCCAUUGUCUUCAACACACCUCAGGAUGAUGCGGGCGAGCAGCACGUGGGGCUGAGCAUCAACGGCACAGAGGAACCCUUGGUCACGGAGGUGUCACCGUUCGCUUUCACCGAUGGCAAUGCAUACACUGUGUGGGUGGAUUAUGAGCCUGGAAAUCCCAGCACCAUUCAAGUGUUCCUGGCAAACUCAAACGUGAAACCGGAGGAGCCGGUGGUGCAGGGGAGGGUGUCGCUGUGUGGGGUGCUGCAGCCUGGAGUGAAGCAGCAAGCGUUCUUCUUUGGCUUCGUGGCGUCCACCACUGUGAAGCCCUUCCUGAUGCAACCAGUCGAGGUCAAAGAGCAAGCCCUUGGCCUCUCACUGUCACAGGCUACAUUUGCACCAUCUCGAGCCAGCCCAUUUUCGCGCUAUGUGAGUGCGGACUUCAAGCUGUCGGCCACCAGAGCGGACUCGUGGAGCAUUCGUGACUUCCACACGUGGGACUCCGUGCCCUUCCUCAACUGGCCUGUCAAGAACCAAGCAACCUGCAAUGCGUGCUGGGCGUAUGCGGUGGUGGCGAGUGUGGAGGCGGCAUACGGCAUUGCAAAGCACCAGAGCGCUCCCCGGUUGGCAGUGGAGGGUCUCUUCGCCCUCAUGGGGCUCUCCGACUCCGACAAGUGCUCCGCUGGCGGCUCUCCCACCCACGCCUUUGAGACGCUCGUGGCUCUCGAUACCUCCAGUGGGCUCACAGGGGAUAGUGACCUGGUAACAACGUACCCGGUGCAGGCAUUUGAGCGAGCGCAGUUCAAGGGGUAUGUGGGUCUCAUGCUGGCAGUGCAGCGGCAGCCAGUGGUGGUUCACAUCGAGGUGUCUCCGACCUUCAUGAAGUAUGAUGGGACGUAUAAAUUCCAGGAUCCUGGUUGCUACACGGGCAAUCUCAACCAUGUUGUACUCGUUAUUGGCUACUUCAUCACAAGAAAUGAUGGCAGCCAGAACCGUGUUGCUCCUCCGUUUUGGAUCAUCCGCAACUCGUGGGGAGAGGAUUGGGGAGACGGGGGCCACAUGCGCAUGGACAUUCAGGGAGGGGAUGGCGUGUGUGGAAUCAACGUGCUGCCUGGCAUCUACCCAAUUGUGAAGAUUCCAGGGGACCCCUGUGGAGAAAGCAGCUACAAGGGCGAUGGGGACUUGCAGCCCAGCAUGAACCCGUGCGGCAGGUUCCAGUGCCAGGGGAAGACAGCAAGUAGCAAUAAUUGCUCCUGCAAUAUUCCUACCGCUACUGUGCAGCCUUUUGUAGAGAUUGCAAAUGGAAUUGGCUCCACAUGUGCUUAUGUGGACGUGUGUGGGUCAUACUUCAAGAACCCCUGCUAUGUGGGAGCAUGCAUCAAUGAUGGCAAGGGUUCCUACUCUUGCAUAUGCCCUCCCAACCACAUUAAAAGCACAACAGUGGAUGAUUUCCCGACCUGCGAUCCAACUAAUACCACGGCGACCACAAUGACAGUUAGUGGAGACAACUGGAGGUGCUCGGAUGUUCAUCUGCUUAUUGGCCUCUCAAUGAUUGACUUCAUUGACCAGAAUAUAGGCAUCGACUGCAGCCAGCCAUUGCCCAAGGGCAGUGUCCUUCAGCUGGAUGGUACUCCCGCCACACCCUGCACUGCCUUCUUCUACUCCCUCAACGGGGACACCUGUGCAUCCAUCAGCACACCGCUCAACUUCAAAAUGGAGAAUCUCAUUGCGCUCAACCCCGGCCUUGACUGCUCCAAGCCCAUCAAGGCGGGCCUUUCUGUGUGCCUCGAGCGCAGUGCUGCCUUCGCCUUCACCGUGCCCGCGUGUGUGAGAUAUGGCACGCUCGCACCUCAAGACACAUGUGACCAGCUGCUUAAGAGGAACCGCAUUUCACAAGGGGGUGUCACUGUGGAUGCAUGGGCUGCGCUGUACCGCAACAAUCCCGGCCUCACUUGCUCCGCCACCAUCCCUUCCUCUGCCUCCGCUAUCGGCAGCAACAUUGGUGUGCAGGUGAGGAUUGUGAGGGCUGGGGGAGGUUGA